This is a messenger RNA of Ostreococcus tauri, 576 nucleotides long. RefSeq names its product Protein of unknown function DUF3293. Bases 1 to 576 code for a protein of 191 amino acids. The transcript has a single exon. The record is from RefSeq and is a predicted model, not a curated record. Lineage: Eukaryota; Viridiplantae; Chlorophyta; Mamiellophyceae; Mamiellales; Bathycoccaceae.
AUGUCCGGGACGUCCGCGACGUCCGCGGCGCGCGAGCGCGCGCUCGGCGCGCUCUGGGGACGCUCGCGGGAUGGAUGGAUCGAUGUCCCGGGCGCGGGUGUCGGCACCAUUUUCCUGCGACCCGUCGACGCGGACGCGGGCGACGACGUCGAGCGACGGGACGUCCCGGCGGUGUGCGCGACGUUGGCCGUGUUCGCGAUCACGGGGCAUAAUCCCAUGGGAAGGGCGCGGGAGGGGUGGAUGAACGUCGAGGCGAACGCGGCGCUCGCGCGGGCGCUCGCGCGGAGCGGCGCGAAGGCGACGUGGAAGAGCUUUGGGUUCUCGAUGGAUUGGCGCGAGGAUGGAUUCGCGUGUGGGUUUGAAGAUAGAACGCGUGGACGAGCGACGAUGGUGGCGCUGGGACGGGCGUUUGAGCAGGGGGCGAUUUACGAGUACGCGGCGGCGGCGGAUGGGAAACGGUUGAUACGGACGACGGUGCCGUGCGCCAUGGGUGAGACCGUGCGGGAGGUGACGGACGUCGUGGUGUGCGACGCCCCUCCUGGGUUUAUCGACGUGCCGUGGGGGUCGUCUACGUAG